AUGAUGAAGCUGGUCUAUAUUUUCACUAUUUUGGGUCUGUCACUGGCCGAAGAAUACCAGCAGGCCAAGAUUGGAAUCCUGCCAGUAAAUGUAUACCAAGCAGCUACAACAUACAUACCACCUAGCCAGAGACUACGGGACUGGCAAAGCUAUCAAGCUAUUAAGGCGCCAAUUCCUUGGGUGCCUCAAGUACAGAACGACUAUUAUGGGGACAGCAUGAUCGCUCCUGAACAGGCUUCAACAACAACAACACCAGUACCUGUUAUUAAAAAUGAAUUUUAUAUGGGAGAUAAUGGUGACUACAAAUAUGAAUAUCAGAUCGCAGACGGGACCAGCGUUGGCGAACAAGGUUACUUUACCGACCCCAAUCAAAAUGGAGAGAGUCUUGUGAAGAAGGGCUGGUAUUCCUUCCGCGGUGCUGACGGCAUUAUCUAUACAGUCACUUACUGGGCUGACCACACUGGAUACCAUGCAUUCGGAAGCCAUCUACCUGGUGGAUCUUCUGGAUACGUUGAGAACCCCUCACAGCAAGGGUCUAACAAGUAUCCUUCUCAGACUGCCGCGCCUGUCAACCAGCAGCCCUCUAAUCCAUCCAUAACCACAAAUCCAACUAACAACCCACCCCAACAAUCAUACAAUCCACCCCAACAAACGUACAACCCACCCCAACAAACAUACAGUCCACCCCAACAAUCAUACAACCCACCCCAACAAUCGUACAACCCACCCCAACAAUCGUAUAACGCACCCCAACAAUCGUACAACCCACCCCAACAAUCAUACAACCCACCGCAACAAUCGUACAACCAGCCUCAGCAGCAAAACUACUACCUAAAAUACAACGUUUAA
Messenger RNA from Arctia plantaginis, 849 nucleotides. The record is from the annotation of a GenBank genome assembly. Lineage: Eukaryota; Metazoa; Arthropoda; Insecta; Lepidoptera; Erebidae.